AUGCUGGGCAACAACUUGAUCCAUAACGGGGCCAUCCAGGAAGUGUCCGGAUUCCUUCGGCGAAAGCGCAAAGCUGUUAAUUGCGAGGAAUGUCGACGCUCUAAGUUGCGAUGCGAUCGUCAGCAUCCUUGUGGCGCGUGCAAGCGCCGCAAGCGCGAAUCUAGUUGUUCAUAUGAGACCCCUUCUGCGCCAUCUGUAUCAAGAAAAACUCGCAGGAAGCCUGUGACCACUUCGGCGUCAUCUGCGUUGAGUGGCGGAGCAGGAUUCCCGGCUACACCGACACGAAAGAAUGCCGUCUCUUCAAUUUCACAAUCCGAACAGACUAUAUCUGAAGUAGAAACAUCACCUCCCGGUGUACACUGGGAAACCGUGCUUGAGCGCCCUGUGCCAGAGGAGGAUGUUAAUGACACACUAUCACCCCUUUCUAUAAGCCCUCGCAUCUCUCUCCAGGAAAUGAUUGACUCGCUUCCCCCGAAGUCAUGUUGCGACUAUCUGGUUUCACACUUUUUUAAACAUAUCUUCGCAUUGUUUCCCAUUCUUCAUGGUCCAACUUUCCAGAAACAGUAUACGGCGUUCAUGCAACGCCCUCAAGAUGUCGACUUACCUUGGCUAGCUUUGCUUUUCGGUUUAUGUUCUUUGUCUCUGAACACUCUAGAUGAAAGUGACCCCAGGCUAAGGUGUGUCUGGUCUCAGCUGCCUUCGAGUAUCACACAAGCUGCAAGCACGGUUCCUAUCACGGUUUCUGUUUCUCGCCGUCUGCUUCGGACUGCAAUAACCUGUCUUCUGCAGGGCGAUUUCUUGAUUAGGCACACAUUCAGCACCUUCGAGGCUCUAUUAAUGGUGAUAUAUAGCCUCUCUCACAAUGAAUCUGUCGACCAAGGCUGGGCCCUUUUGGGAAUGGCAUUGAAUAUUGGCAUUGCGUUACGUUGCAAUGUGGAACAGAAGAACCUGGGCACCAUCGAGACCGAAAGGCGGCGACGCUGUUGGGCUGGUCUUUUGACAUUGCACACGUAUCAGGGAAUGCUUUUCCGGGAUUUCGAUAUGUCAUACCUUCUCAGCAUUCAAGCUCCUUUACCUGCCGAUGUUAAUGAUGUCGAUGUUACCAACGAGGGCAUUGUGCAGCAAUCUUGUAGCGAGCCCACACAGAUGUCCGUCAUGAUGGCCAAGCUUCGACUGUUCCGGCUUUCCACUCAGAUCUGUCGUCAUACCUCGGGGUCUUCACGUCUCGACCAGCAGGCCUUGCGUGAUCUCGAUGCUGCGAUAGCGGAAGAGCAAGAACGGUGGGACGCGGCCUAUAUGGUUGAUGGCUCUCCCAAUAUUUUGGAUUCUAAUCGCUACGCCUAUUGGUGCGUCUUACAGACGUACGCGCAUCAUCUCUACCUUCUGCUACACCGGCCGUUUCACCAUUCCAAAGCAUCUUGCUUUCUUGCAAUCUCCAGAGAAAGGUGUAUUAGCUCCAGCGCAGCUCUGAUUUCUCUUCACAGACAACUCUACGAAGCUCCAAUCCUCCGAAACUACUUCUGGUUGCUUAGUGGGGUGAUCAGUCUGAAAGCACUCCAUGCAGCCGUGGCCCUGAAUUCGUGUCUCCAAGAUGACCCAGAACAUAAUUUAGACUCUUUUCGAGAGGAGAUUGAAAGCUUGACUGCCCGCAUGAAAGAUCUCUCGGGCCGAAGUCAUAUCUGUCACAGAGCAUAUCGCAUACUUCGCCAUUUACAAGCCCAAGCAGGGGCAGGCGACCCACCAGCAGGGAGCUCGGAGACCCCGUUCGAGAAUCUAUUUGAAGAUUUGACAAAUAUCCGAGAAUGGAUGGAUGCAGAUCUGGUCGAUUGGAAUAUGGAUGGACAAUACAAUGUCUUUACACCAUAA
Aspergillus luchuensis is the source of this 1866-nucleotide messenger RNA. RefSeq lists its product as uncharacterized. Gene Ontology annotation, molecular function: zinc ion binding; DNA binding; DNA-binding transcription factor activity, RNA polymerase II-specific. Gene Ontology annotation, cellular component: nucleus. Gene Ontology annotation, biological process: regulation of DNA-templated transcription; DNA-templated transcription. The record is from RefSeq and is a predicted model, not a curated record. The transcript has 3 exons. Bases 1 to 1866 code for a protein of 621 amino acids. NCBI's taxonomy places the organism in Eukaryota, Fungi, Ascomycota, Eurotiomycetes, Eurotiales, Aspergillaceae.